CUGUAUCUGAAUCGCCAUCAAAGUCAGUCCAAAGCAAAACUUUGGAGACUCUGCGACAUUUCGACCCGCAACCGUGAUGAGACCCGCCCGGUGAAGCUUCCUGCCUGGUGAUGCACCCGAGGAUGUUUAUGGCGGUGCUUGCUGGACGGCCUCCGAUGUGUAUAGGCCCGCCUGGCAGCCAUGUCCAAUCACCAUAUCUCUUCUCUAUUGACUUGAUAGCCUCACAGCUCUCCCGACUUCACGUCGCCUACGCUGCCAUGUACAUCAAUGCUCCCGUUGCCAGUGCCCUCCUCGCGGCGACUGCCAUCUCGGUCCCGUCCUCUCAGGAGCGUCACGCGGCCCGCAUCGCCCGUCGUGCUGGUCUCGUGCACGAGUCACGCUUCAAGGUGGGCAACGAGACCACUCACGAGAUCAGCGAAAACUGGGCUGGCGUCGUCUUGAACUCGCCUGCAGGCACGUACAAGAGCGUCACUGCGUCGUUCACGGUCCUGAACAUCAGUGAGCCUGAGGGUUCGACGGGCUUCCACGGCGCAUCCGCCUGGGUCGGCAUCGAUGGCGACACCUGCCAGACUGGUAUCCUCCAGACUGGUCUCGACUUCGACGUCAAAAGUGAUGAUAAUGUGUCCUUUGCUGCCUGGUACGAGUUUUCUCCUGCUGACUCCAUCGACUUCCGGGGCAUCAGCUUCACAUCAGGCGAUAUCGUCACGCUGACCGUCAUCGCGGCGAACUCGACGUCGGGCAUGGCAAUCAUCACAAACAACAGUACGGGCACGACCGUCAAUCAUUCGGUUACCUCCACUGUUCCUCUGUGCGGGCAGGACGCGGAUUUUAUCGUCGAGGACUUUGCUGUAGCACUGAACGCCACGAGCACGAACUUUACCCUCGUCCCUUUUGCCAACUUCAGCACAGUCCGAUUCACCGGUGCAUCCGCCGGGACCACCUCAGGCUAUGCUGUCGACCUCUCUGGCGGGCACAUUAUCGAUAUGGUUCAAGUCCAGAACAACACUAAUGUCACUCUCACUUCCGUCACGGUCUCGCGGUCGGAGAUCAAUAUCACCCGCAUCCAACGCGACAGAGAGGAUGCAAAUUUCUUGGGAAGUAAAAAGGACAUAGCAUAGAGGAGUCAAUGGUUUACUUGUAUACCCCGU
Phanerochaete carnosa HHB-10118-sp is the source of this 1148-nucleotide messenger RNA. RefSeq lists its product as uncharacterized. Bases 123 to 1118 code for a protein of 331 amino acids. Gene Ontology annotation, biological process: proteolysis. The transcript is spliced from 3 exons. Gene Ontology annotation, molecular function: glutamic-type endopeptidase activity. Lineage: Eukaryota; Fungi; Basidiomycota; Agaricomycetes; Polyporales; Phanerochaetaceae. The record is from RefSeq and is a predicted model, not a curated record.